Messenger RNA from Pseudozyma flocculosa PF-1, 1776 nucleotides. RefSeq lists its product as uncharacterized. The transcript has 8 exons. NCBI's taxonomy places the organism in Eukaryota, Fungi, Basidiomycota, Ustilaginomycetes, Ustilaginales, Ustilaginaceae. The record is from RefSeq and is a predicted model, not a curated record. Gene Ontology annotation, biological process: lactate metabolic process. Gene Ontology annotation, molecular function: heme binding; L-lactate dehydrogenase (cytochrome) activity. The coding region runs from base 1 to 1776 and encodes 591 amino acids.
AUGGUCUUCGGCACGCUGGCAUGCUCCGCCACACCAAGGGGCGCCGCCCUAUCCAACAUCCCAAGAGCCGCUCGCAAUGCACAUGCGCAGGGGGCAAGGUGGGCCACCGCACCAGCGCGGCGCACCUUCUCGACGUCCUCUGACGGACGCAGGGCGGGUGGCGUCAACGGCAAGGUGCUCGGCGCCUUCCUGGGUGGUAUUGCCGCCGCUGCGCUCAUGUCGGACCUGAUCAAGGGCACCGUGCACGCCGAGGCUCGCCACCCUCCCGUCGAGGUCACGCCCAAGGCGGCCGGCGACCCAUCCCGGAAGAUGAUUUCGAUGGACGAGGUCGAGAAGCACAACGCUCUCCCCGAAAAGGGCGGGCAGGGCCUCUGGGUCGUCAUCAAGGGAGAGGUCUAUGACGUGACCAACUUUGUCGACAACCACCCUGGUGGACGGAACAUCAUUCUGAAGAACGCAGGCAAGGACGUGACUGAUCUCUACGAGCCCGUGCACCCGCCGAAUGCGCUCGAGGAGAACCUCGAUCCUUCGGCGCACCUCGGCAUCGUCGACCCGGCCACGGUCAGGGUGAAGCAGCCCGGCGAGGAGUCAGAAAAGGACCGCAAGCGGAGAGAGGCGAGGGAGAACCUGCCCCCGAUCGGGACGCUGCUCAACCUCGACGACUUUGAGAAAGUGGCAAGGUCGAUUCUGAGCGACCAGGCGUGGGCGUACUACUCUUCUGCUGGCGACGACGAGAUCACCAUGGCACAGAACCGGGCGGCCUUCAAUCGCGUCUGGUUCCGUCCGAGGAUCCUGCGCAAGAUCGGCAGUGUCGACUCGUCGGCCACGCUGAUCAAGACGAGCGACAGCGCUGGCUUCUCGUCGUCUCUUCCCGUCUACAUCUCGCCGGCGGCCAUGGCCAAGCUGGGCCACCCGGACGGCGAGCUGAACCUGACGCGGGGCGCGGGCAAGGCGGGCAUCAUCCAGGGCAUCUCUGCCAACGCCUCGGUCGGCCUCGACGAGAUGCUCGACGCGCGCCGCGAGGGGCAGCCGACCAUCUACCAGCUCUACGUCAACAAGGACCGCUCGGCCUCGGAGCGCAUCCUGAAAAAGGUCGAGUCCAAGGGCUGCAAUGCCGUCUUCCUCACCGUCGACGCGCCGGUCAUGGGCAAGCGCGAGCGCGACAUGCGGACAAAGGAGGAGGAGGUCGAGAUGGGCAUGGACCACGGCAAGGACGUCAAGGCUGCAGGUGGCGGCGUGGCCCAGGCCAUCUCUGGCUACAUUGAGCCCGAUCUGUCGUGGGAAGACAUCGCUUGGUACCGCAAGGUGUGCAAGCUGCCGCUCUACCUCAAGGGCAUCCAGACGGUCGAGGAUGUCGAGCUGGCGGUCAAGCACGGCGUCGAUGGCGUCGUGCUGUCCAACCACGGCGGCCGUUCGCUCGACUUUUCGCCGCCGGCCAUCGACGUCCUGAUUGAGCUGCGGCAGCGUCGGCCGGACCUGUUUGACAAGAUCGAGGUGUUCAUGGACGGCGGCGUCCGACGGGGCACCGACGUGCUCAAGGCAGUGGCGCUCGGCGCCAAGGCUGUCGGCCUGGGUCGGCCCUUCCUGUAUGCGCAAAGCGGCUUUGGCGAGGCGGGCGUGACGCGCGCCAUCCAGAUCCUCGAGGAUGAGAUCCACCGCGGCAUGCGCCUGCUGGGCGUCACGUCGCUCGACCAGCUGACGCCCGAGAUGGUCGACAUCCUGCCGCGCACCUACAUCCCCGUGCAGCCCAAGUCCAACGAGCGCGAGGAGCAGUGA